UCGUCCAAUCAUGAUGUCCAGCCAUUGUGAUAUCACCGUUAUAAAUGAUGUGAGUGACACAGAGACACACAGUCACAGAUCAACUUAAACACGGAGACAAACAUGAAGAGCCUGACGCUCCUGAUCUUCUGCUGCAUGAUGGCUGCGUGUCUGAGCGCAGGUAUUCCUGAUUCCUCAGACACUAAAUUAGUGAGUCCUGCAGAAGCUCCCAGUGAUGAUGGAGUGUUUGUGAAGCGUGACGAGGCCUCAACGCUGGUGAGACAGAAGAGAGCUGGAGCGGUGACUGCUGCAGACCUGAGUCUGACCCAGCUGGAGAGUCUCAGGGAAGUGUGUGAAGCAAACCUGGCCUGCGAGGACAUGAUGGACACGUCCGGCAUCAUCGCGGCCUACACUGCGUACUACGGGCCCAUUCCCUACUAGAGACCCACCGCAACAACACUGUCCCACAUCACAGCGCAUGAUGAGCAUCUGUCAAAAACCAUAAAAAAACAUAACCAGAGGAGACAUGCAAGAUAAUAAUAAAGAAAGAAAGAAAACAUUA
Messenger RNA from Megalobrama amblycephala (Wuchang bream), 541 nucleotides. RefSeq names its product bone gamma-carboxyglutamate (gla) protein (gene bglap). Gene Ontology annotation, biological process: regulation of cellular response to insulin stimulus; osteoblast differentiation; bone development. Lineage: Eukaryota; Metazoa; Chordata; Actinopteri; Cypriniformes; Xenocyprididae. Gene Ontology annotation, molecular function: calcium ion binding; structural constituent of bone; hydroxyapatite binding. The record is from RefSeq and is a predicted model, not a curated record. Bases 103 to 420 code for a protein of 105 amino acids. The transcript has 4 exons. Gene Ontology annotation, cellular component: extracellular region.